CACGGUGGCGGAUGGUUCGCGGAAGUACGUGCACGCGAGAAACUGAAUUUAUUUGAAGUGGUGUUCUAAAUCUCUAAACUUUGUUUUAAAUUUCGUAUAUUAUAUACCUUGAAUAACUUAGCUACAGAUCAAUUGUUAUCGUCGUUCCACUCGACACUGUGUUCUCGUACUCCACUGACAGAAAAAUACAGUAUAUCUGAACCAUGGCAGCUCUUAAACGAAUAGUCAACCUAUCUAAAUGUCUAAAAACGGUAACGACCACUUCUCGUCCUUGCUGUUUUCAAACGUCAAAGAAAACCUAUUUUACAUACGUGAAUGAACCUUCUAUGCCAAUACUGGAUAAACAACCUUGCUGGUUAAAAACUGCUGAUGAAGCCAUCGAGAAGGCAGAACUAGAUUCAGAUCAAGUGGUCUUCAUCCAGGGUGCAGCAGCGACACCUGUUGAAUUAUUAAGGGCGAUGACUGACUAUGGUGUUCGAUGCGAUGUUAGGAACGUACAGCUAUAUCACAUGCAUCUCGAAGGGGCUGCACCAUUCGCCAAACCAGAAAACGCAAAACAUUUCAGGUCCAUCAGCUUUUUCAUCGGUGGCAACGUCAGGUCGGCUGUUCAAGCAGGACACGCUGACUGCAUUCCAAUUUUCCUACAUGAGAUUCCACGAGUAUUUAACGAAGGAUACGUUAAACCAGACAUCAGUCUUAUCCAUGUUACUCCUCCUGACGAUAAAGGAUUCUGUUCCUUGGGUACAAGCGUGGAUUGCGUAAGGGCUGCUGCGAGCAAAUCGAAAUAUAUCAUAGCGUUAGUGAACAAGCAUAUGCCAAGAACGUUUGGCGAUGCCAUCAUUCAUGCCAGCCAUAUAGACUUUGCUGUGGAGCAUCACAAGCCGCUCCCGGUGCAUCCUGUAAAAGCCCCGUCAAAGGAGGAACAGCAAAUCGGUAAAUAUAUCGCCGAGAAUUUAGUAGUAAAUGGAGCUACUUUGCAAAUGGGUAUUGGAAGUAUACCAGAUGCGGUACUGUCGCUUUUGGGCAAUCACCAGAAUCUUGGAAUUCAUAGUGAGAUGUUUAGCGACGGUGUUGUAGAGCUUGUGAAGAAAGGAUGUAUAACAAAUAAUCGUAAAGUGAUGCACAAAGGCAGAAUCGUUGGUUCAUUCUGCGUCGGUUCUGAGAAAUUAUACGAUUUUAUGCACAAUAAUCCUUUUAUAGAAAUGUUGGCGGUAGACUACGUCAAUGAUCCAAAAAUAGUAGCCAAGCAACCGAAUAUGACGGCCAUUAAUUCGUGUAUAGAGGUCGAUAUCACUGGUCAAAUUUGCUCCGAUAGUAUUGGAACUAGAAUGUAUUCCGGUUUCGGGGGACAAUUAGAUUUCAUCAUGGGUGCAGCGCUCAGCGAUGACCGUCAAGGAAAGCCUAUCAUUGCAUUGCAAUCUGUUACCUCAAAGGGAGAAAGUAAAAUUCAGCCCGUCCUAAAAUUAGGUGCUGGAGUUGUUACAAACAGAGCUGUCGCUCGGUACGUCGUCACGGAACAUGGAAUUGCUAGUUUGUUCGGUAAAAGUCUUCAACAACGAGCAUACGAACUAAUUCAAAUCGCACAUCCCGAUCACAGAGAAGCAUUGGAAAAAUCAGCAUUUGAACGUUUGAAAGUGAUGCCAGCACCAUAAGCAUUUCACUGGCGAAAAUAUUCAAAUGAUUCUUUUUAAUAGCAUUUCAUGAUCGUUGUUGCUUUUGUAUGCACAAGCGCAUCUGUGCAUCGAGCACAACUACCAUAAACUCUCUUCAUUUCGUACAAUUUAUGCCUUCUUGCCGAGAGAACGAUGAACUUUAAGAAAAAAAAUAGCGAAAUAGCGAACUGCACCUUGAGCGAAUACGAGAAGGUUUUCAUUUUAAAGGAACAAACAUUCUUCUCCGAAUGAAAAUGAAAAUGAAAAUACUUUAAACAAGUAUUUAACGUUAAAAGUAUAAUUGAAAUGUGGUGGAUAAUAAUUGAAAUAACAGUAUGUAAUGAUAAUGAAUAUUUUUUAUAUGAAAUUUAGGAACGUUCCUCUGUACAACGCAAAUAUUGUAACGAUUGGAAGCAC
Molecule: messenger RNA, 2069 nt
Organism: Habropoda laboriosa
Lineage: Eukaryota; Metazoa; Arthropoda; Insecta; Hymenoptera; Apidae
Product: 4-hydroxybutyrate coenzyme A transferase-like
Exons: 6
Coding region: 204-1652 (482 amino acids)
Biological process (GO): acetate metabolic process
Cellular component (GO): mitochondrion
Molecular function (GO): acetate CoA-transferase activity
Source: RefSeq, a predicted model, not a curated record